Capsicum annuum is the source of this 930-nucleotide messenger RNA. RefSeq lists its product as uncharacterized. The record is from RefSeq and is a predicted model, not a curated record. The transcript has 4 exons. Bases 125 to 646 code for a protein of 173 amino acids. NCBI's taxonomy places the organism in Eukaryota, Viridiplantae, Streptophyta, Magnoliopsida, Solanales, Solanaceae.
AAAGUCCAAUCUUGGUGAUAAGCAUCUUACAAUAGUACCAACAUUCCAUUAUUCCAAAGCAUAAAAAGCCCUAUCAAGACACAAAGAUUAUAGAAAAAAAAAAAAAAAAACUUAGCCAAAAAAAAUGAGUACUCCUAAGCAAAUGGAGCAACAACAACAACAACAAGUUGUAAAGAUGAAAAAUUCAGGUAUUAUAAGCUACAACAGUAGCCCGAUGAUCGACGAUAAAGAUGAAGAGAUGACACGAUCAGCACUGUCUGCAUUUCGCGCUAAGGAGGAAGAGAUCGAGAGGAAGAGAAAAGAAGUUUCCGAUAAGGUUCAAGCUCAAUUAGGCCGCGUUGAGGAAGAAACUAAGCGUUUAGCUGAAAUUCGCGAGAAGCUUGAAACGUUUGUUGAUCCAGCUGGGAAGGAAGUAACAAUUGUGAGGAAGAAAGUUGACUUGGUAAAUCGUGAAUUAAAGCCAUUGGGUCAAAGUUGCCAAAGAAAGGAAAAGGAAUACAAGGAAGCACUUGAUGCAUUCAAUGCAAAAAGCAAGGAAAAAACUCAACUAAUUACCAAAUUAAUGGAGUUGGUAAGUGAAAGUGAAAAUCUGAGGAUGAAGAAAUUGGAGGAGCUGAGCAAGGAUAUAGAAUCUCUGCGUACAUAGUGAAAUUUUUAGUGCAUCGAAUUGUCUUUUUUAAUUGAAGUUACUCUCACAUUGGACUUUAUAGUUUGUUACAUUUUGGUGUUUGUUAUUAUUAUAAUUUUUUUUUUUCGGUUUGAAGUUUGACAAGUGAGGUCUAAUUUGACAUCCUUAAAAGGAUCAAUGAUGUUUGGUAUUUUCUAAUUUGAAUUUCAGAUGUAAAUUGUGGAGAUUUAUUUACUUUGUAUGAUCAUAAAUUCAUGGACUUCCCUUCAUGAAUUUCACUAUAUUGAACUGAUGUUUUUCUA